Messenger RNA from Belonocnema kinseyi, 2952 nucleotides. Its product is annotated as RNA-binding protein squid-like. The transcript has 2 exons. Bases 174 to 995 code for a protein of 273 amino acids. NCBI's taxonomy places the organism in Eukaryota, Metazoa, Arthropoda, Insecta, Hymenoptera, Cynipidae. Gene Ontology annotation, molecular function: RNA binding. Gene Ontology annotation, cellular component: nucleoplasm. The record is from RefSeq and is a predicted model, not a curated record. Gene Ontology annotation, biological process: regulation of gene expression.
AGGUACGCCGGCACCGGUUCACCAAAAGUACCGACAGUGAGUGAGCAGUACCAUUUUGUUAGGAAGUUUUUCGAAUUCACAACUCCAGAGCAUCGGUGAGCAUUUUCUCCGAUCAAGAAUCCGGAAUCCGCUGAGCGGCUUCAAGUAAAUAGUGCAGGAAAAGUGCUUCGAGUAUGGCAGCAGUCGACUUUUAUCAGAACUCCCAACAAGGGGAUGGCAACCAAAACCAGGCUACUGCUGGCAUUCCUGGUAAGGAUGACGAGAGAAAAUUGUUUGUGGGAGGUUUGUCCCGGAACACGACCGAGAAUGAGCUCCGGGAGCAUUUUGGAAAGUUUGGCGAAAUCGAGAGCGUCUCCGUGAAAAUCGACCCCUACACCGGUGUGUCCCGAGGAUUUGCAUUCAUGGUCUUCACGAAUCCGAAGACCAUUGACAAAUUAUUGGCGUCGGGUGAACAUUACAUCAACAAACGCAAGGUUGAUCCUAAGCGAGUAAGUAAGAAAGCACAGCAUGGAAAGAUUUUCGUUGGUGGACUCACCCCUGAAAUCACGGACGAUGACAUCAAGUCCUAUUUCGGCCAGUACGGGACAAUCGUGGAGUUGCAGGCUCCUUUUGACAAGACAAAGAAUCAGCGCAAGGGCUUCUGCUUUAUCACCUUCGACUCUCGAGAUGUCGUGUACAAGCUCCUCAAGACUCCCAAGCAGAAGAUUAACGGCAAGGAAGUCGAUGUGAAAAAGGUGAAGGUCAAUCCCGACCCAAGGGGUCAAGGGUACUGGGGACCAGGAUUCGGUGGAUACGGAUAUGGUGGUGGAUACGGAGGAUACAUGGGAGAUGGCUUCAACGGCUACCAGGGUGGUUACGAUGAAUCGUACGGAAACUACGAUUACACCGGCUACGAAGGCUACGAGAAUAUGGGCUACGGGCACAUGCCAGGUAAACCACCAAGACCCGUCCCGGGUGCUGGCCCUCGCCAAUUUCAGAGACACCAACCAUACUAAUUUCAAGGUUUCUGAAGUCUUAAGCACACAUUAAUUUUGGCCUUGUAUAGUGGGAGGUAGACCGGCUCAGUUGCACCGUCGCAGUGCAAAAUCGAGCAGAUGCUGGCAAUUUUUUUUAAGUCGUACUAACUAACCAAGUCAUCGCUGUCAUUUGUACCGUUCGCAUUUCAUCUGUAAAAAGGUUUAAAAAUUUGCACGACGACGGUGUCCGUUGUUCCUCCUAUUAUACGAAAAUCGCUAGCUUGAAGUCAAGGAUUUCAAGUCCUUUUUUAUACAAUGGCAGGGAUGCUAAAAGCGCAGUCAUUAAGAACAAAAUCAGGAUUUUACUUCACCUAGAUGAAAACUAUAUGAAAAACCGAGUGUUUUUUCCGGUUGUAAAAGAUUUAACGAACUUUAUUGCAUGUGAUUUGAUGCCUGUCCGAGCAUAAUUGUAGAAAAUGAAUUUUUGCAGCAAAGAUAUCCAGUUGAAUUUGUCUCAAUUUUUUCUUUUCUUUUUUUUCGUUUUUUACUGAGUACUAAUUUGUACAUGUAAUAAUUUAAUACUCUACUGAUUGUAAGAACCCUUAUUUGCAUCAAAAAUAUUUCGUGCAUGUGCGAAGAUCCGAGUUUAAGAGCACCUUGCUCGGCAUAGAUCUGUACAUAAUUAGAGUUGUACGGUCUACGUACGAGAGAGUGAGAGAGACCUGUCCAAGGAUCUGUGAGCCUUGCUGUUUUAUGAAACAAUACUUCUUCCUUUUUGAAUACAAAUGUAAUGACAUUAUAUAUUCUCCUGUAAUUGUUAAUCUUAAGUUAAGGGUUCUAACUUAUAGGGAUCACGGGACGUGCACAGACGCGUUUGGACGCGUGUGUGCACGUUCCAACACCUCCAAUCAGCGCUUGCAAGGCGCGAUCAUAUUAUGAAUUAGGUAUUUACUAUUUAGGUAUUAGAGAAAAAAGUAAAAAAUAUUUCAGAAAAUGUAUAAUUAAAAUAUGAACGUAUCGCGGCAUUGAGAGAAGGCGCAAGUGGCAGAGGACCGUUCGGAUGUUGAGGAGAUAGAUAGGUAGAUACAUGUUCUUGUUGAAGAACGGAGGUCUGUUACUCGCGCAUUCCCGCUUUGCCCAGUGCUGCUGUGUGAAAAUGAUACGAAUAUGGCGAUAAUAUUAACACCCCGCAUUCUACGUAAGAUAAGAACAAAAUAUUGAACGUUUUCUUAAAAUACCGGACUGGUGAAACGCUCAUGGCAGUAUAGAAACCGACAUGAAGUGGCCUGACUACUUUUACCUUUCUUUCGCAUUUGUAACUAGCAAGUCGUGUCUGAGAUACGAAGGGUUCUUCAUAUCGAGCCAAGACUGUUAGCGUAUGUGCAGCAUAUCACUUUUCGUGAUAUCGGCGAUAGUAUACAUACCUUACCUCACAGAUAGGUACAUGGUACAGUUAAGAUUUCAAUGAGAGAAGUAACACUGAACAAACUAAAAAGCCAGUAAAGUAAAAGCCUAAUGAAGUGAAACACGAGAAUGAUCAUUUUUGGCAUUAGUAUAUAGAUCUGCGUGAAAUUAACAGACUAGAUGCAUCUAAAUUGUAUCGGUUUAUAAGUCGAAACUUGACAUCUUUUGGACCUUCUUCUUAAAUUACAAAAAUGCAAAAAGGAAAAAAAGCGAAACACAAAAGUAUUAGUGGUUUGGCUUAAAAAUGUGAAUUUUUUUUGUCGAUCCCGACAAACAAUUAACUCGUCAUUCUAUAAGAUUUUAAGCCAGGCUAACGGUGCUUUUGAACUUAAAUCUGUAUACUGUGUAUACUGUAUUUGCUGUGUGCGAGACAAAUAUAGAUUUAUGAAAAGAGAGAUAAACAGUGUGUGGAACUAAAGAAAAUAUGACGAAUAUUUUGUUACUAUUAAUACUAUUCGCUUGUUUCACCCAUGACACAGUGUAUAUUUUAAUUAUAACAAAAAUAAAAGGCCCAUUAUCUCCGACGCCAUUA